Molecule: messenger RNA, 1495 nt
Organism: Nycticebus coucang (slow loris)
Lineage: Eukaryota; Metazoa; Chordata; Mammalia; Primates; Lorisidae
Product: ras-related protein Rab-21-like
Exons: 2
Coding region: 1-726 (241 amino acids)
Biological process (GO): Rab protein signal transduction
Molecular function (GO): GTPase activity; GTP binding
Source: RefSeq, a predicted model, not a curated record
AUGGCAGUUACUUCCUUCACAGUGAAAGAUCCAAGAGAACGAAAGAGGGAACAGGCCAUUGAAAUAGCACCCAACAGAGAAACCACAGUCUUUUAUACCCUAAUUUUGGAAGUAGUUCCAUCAUUUCUGAGGCUUGCAGUUGGCCACACAGACCAACUUGAGUACAACAUGGAACUACACAUGCGUGUGAAUAUCAGGAAUUCACAGGCAUCAUUCUUAACAAAGAAGUUAAAUAUUGGUGGGAAAAGAGUAAACCUUGCCAUAUGGGAUACAGCAGGUCAAGAGAGAUUCCAUGCAUUGGGUCCAAUUUACUACAGAGAUUCAAAUGGAGCUAUUUUAGUUUAUGAUAUAACAGAUGAAAAUUCUUUUCAGAAGGUAAAAAACUGGGUCAAAGAAUUACGGAAAAUGUUGGGAAAUGAAAUCUCUUUAUGUAUAGUUGGUAAUAAAAUAGACUUGGAGAAGGAGAGACAUGUUUCCACUCAAGAAGCAGAAUCGUAUGCAGAGUCCGUGGGAGCAAAACAUUAUCAUACUUCAGCCAAACAGAACAAAGGAAUUGAAGAACUCUUUCUUGACCUUUGUAAAAGGAGGAUAGAAACAGCACAAGUGGAUGAGAGAGCAAAAGGCAAUGGCUCUAGUCCACCAGGAACUGCAAGGCGAGGCAUACAGAUCAUUGACGACGAGCCCCAGGUGCAGAGCGGAGGUGGAGGGUGCUGUUCUUCCAGAUAACUGUUCAUGCCUGAGAAAUUAGAACUGUGGAUCAUUGCCCUCAACAUGAAGACUGCCAUAUUCCAAGUCACGUUAUUUUACCAAUGGAGUUAUAGAAUUAACAGUAUUUUAAAUUACGUUUAAAACACUGCAGAGACCUUAAGUGCUAAACUUAGUGGAGUUUGUGACCAGAGAAUUGGCAUUUUCUACAAAUGUUAACAAAGCAAUUACCAAUGGCCUUUUUACAUUUUUUUUUCUUUAAUGAGGAAUAAUAUGCAUGUAGAAAAGACCUACUUAAAGGCUUCAUUUAUAUUCUUUUAAAUCAAAUCUUUAUUUAAUAACUUAUAUAUGUUGUUGGAAUGGUAUACAUUUUUGCAGCCCUUUGUAUUUUGUGGUGGUUUGAAUUGUUUCACUCCUAAACAGCAGACUAUUUUGUUUUUUGUUUUUUUUUUAAUUAGCAGAUACCUGAAGUACUAUUUUUGCAGGGUUUGCACAGGCCCUUAACUGUCUCCUUUACUACUUUGAUAUAAUCUGUAUACAUCCUGUAUGCUGAGCUGGUAAAAUAGAUUGUAAAUUACAUAUUAAAUAUUUUAUCUGCUUUUACAAGCGCAAAGUGCAAAAAUAUAUACAAUAGUCUCAUCGAUGACUGUAAAGUGAAUUAACAUUUGAUGACAAUGCCUAAGCUUUUUGACUCUGAUAUAAAAAUCAUAGUUCCCUUUCACUUUUGUCUUAACGUGGUGUGUUUAAAUUUUUGCAUAUACUUUACUUGAAUUAUUGCUGUUGUCACAUA